CAUCACAAUUCACAAACAAACAACUCAUAUAUAUACACAUCUCAAUAUAGACACUUGUGUCACUCUAUUGUUCACACCCUCCACACAUAUGGCAACCUGCCCUCCCUUGGAUUUCUCCGGCAAGUAUUACCAGACGUCGGGUGACAGUUGUUUGAGGCAAAACAGUUUCUUUGAGGGCAAAGCUGUCCUAAAUCAAGGAGUUGGCUAUUCUGUUAUUCUCGGAUUCGGUGCUUUUUUUGCUUUCUUCACUUCUUUUCUGGUUUGGCUAGAGAAACGUUACGUUGGAGCGAAACAUACAUCGGAAUGGUUCAAUACAGCAGGAAGAAAUGUUAAAACAGGACUUAUUGCAAGUGUUAUUGUAUCUCAGUGGACUUGGGCUGCUACAAUAUUACAAAGUUCAAAUGUUGCUUGGCAGUAUGGAGUCAGUGGCCCAUUUUGGUAUGCUAGCGGUGCCACCAUCCAGGUACUCUUGUUUGGUGUAAUUGCUAUAGAGAUAAAACGAAAGGCUCCACAUGCUCAUACUGUUUGUGAAAUUGUUAAAGCUCGAUGGGGGACGGGUGCACAUGUCGUGUUUUUGGUCUUUUGUUUCAUGACAAAUAUCAUAGUAACAGCUAUGCUACUUCUUGGUGGCUCUGCUGUGGUGAAUGCACUCACCGGCGUCAAUAUAUAUGCUGCCAGUUUUCUAAUACCACUUGGAGUGAUUGUAUAUACGCUUGCCGGAGGCUUGAAAGCCACUUUCUUAGCUAGCUAUAUACAUUCUGUAAUAGUUCACUUAGUGCUAGUCAUGUUUGUGUUCUUGGUAUACACGGCGAGUAGUGAGCUUGGGAGCCCAAGUGUUGUCUAUCGACGCAUAAUGGAGGUCUCGAGCAGAUCAAGAAUAUGUCAAGAACCUCUCUCCCACAAUGCACAAGCUUGCGGUCCUGUUUCAGGAAACUACAAAGGAUCUUACCUAACAAUGUUAAGCUCUGGCGGGCUCGUUUUUGGUAUAAUCAACAUUGUUGGUAAUUUUGGCACAGUUUUCGUCGACAAUGGAUACUGGGUGAGUGCCAUUGCGGCUAGACCAUCAUCAACUCAUAAAGGGUACCUAUUGGGUGGGCUUGUAUGGUUUGCUGUGCCAUUUUCGUUAGCCACAUCACUUGGUUUAGGAGCUUUAGCCCUUGACCUUCCACUGACAGCAAGUGAAGCUAGCCGCGGGCUUGUUCCUCCUGCUACAGCUAUCGCAUUAAUGGGAAAAGGAGGAUCUGUUCUCCUUCUCACAAUGCUUUUCAUGGCUGUGACUUCUGCUGGCUCUUCUGAGCUAAUUGCAGUCUCAUCACUUUGCACAUAUGAUAUCUAUCGAACAUACAUCAAUCCUGAUGCCACCGGCAAACAAAUCCUGAGAGUUUCUAGAGCAGUCGUGUUCUCAUUCGGUUGUCUCAUGGGAAUUCUAGCAGUCAUACUAAACAAAGUUGGGGUUUCCCUUGGUUGGAUGUACUUAGCUAUGGGUGUGUUCAUUGGAUCUGCUGUUAUGCCUAUUGCCUUUAUGCUCCUAUGGAGAAAAGCUAAUGCUUUUGGCGCCAUUCUGGGCACAGUCGUUGGAUGUAUACUUGGAAUAAUCACUUGGUUAACAGUUACUAGCGUUGAAUAUGGCCGAGUCAACCUAGAUACAACAGGAAGAAAUGCACCUAUGCUGGCUGGGAAUCUAGUCUCUAUCCUAACAGGUGGAACGGUCCAUGCUGUAUGUAGUUUAUUGAAGCCUCAAAACUAUGAUUGGGAAACUACUAAGCAGAUAACAGUCGUUGAAAAGGAAAAGAGUGAACUUGCAGUCGAUGAAUUUAAAGAGGAGAAGUUGCUUAGUGCAAAGAAAUGGAUCAUUAAAUGGGGUGUCGGUUUUACCAUUGUGAUCGUGAUCUUAUGGCCUCUUUUUUCACUUCCUGCAAAGGAUUUCAGCAAAGGAUACUUCACAUUUUGGGCGAUUAUUGCAAUAGCAUGGGGGACAAUUGGGUCGGCUGUGAUCAUUAUUUUACCAGUAACCGAAAGUUGGCAAACUAUACAAAGUGUUCUACUUGGAACGUUCACAAACGAUAAGCUUGUUGAGAAAAUCGAAGAACUGAAUUUAAAGUUGGAAACUAUCAUAAAAGCUGUACCCGAUGCUGAAAGGAUUUACUUGCUCGAAAAGGGAAAAAUCAAGAAGAGUGAAACUUCACAGUUGGUAUGAAACUACACAUUUCUUAACAAGAAUAAAGAUAUUCCCACGUGUGUUGGUUUUAGUUAAAUUCGUUUAGUUUAUUUAGUUCUCCUGUUGUUUUGUCUAGAUUUAUCUUCACAUCAAGUAAAUAAGAACUGUAAAGAGAGGCCAAACAUUCAAAUGAAAGAGUGUUAUAUUCCAACUGUAAAAAAGCAUGAAUAUAUCUAUAUAAA
Erigeron canadensis is the source of this 2400-nucleotide messenger RNA. Its product is annotated as urea-proton symporter DUR3. The record is from RefSeq and is a predicted model, not a curated record. Bases 89 to 2197 code for a protein of 702 amino acids. Gene Ontology annotation, cellular component: plasma membrane. Gene Ontology annotation, molecular function: urea transmembrane transporter activity. Gene Ontology annotation, biological process: urea transmembrane transport. The transcript has 9 exons. Lineage: Eukaryota; Viridiplantae; Streptophyta; Magnoliopsida; Asterales; Asteraceae.